AUGGCCCUGAACGCUUCCUCACGGGCUACGCGCAGAUCGAGUCGGGCAAACACACCGAGAGCAAGACCAGCCAGCGCGACUACCACUCCUAAAAUUUCAGUUCCCUCCGCUCUAUCGACCUCUCUGCCCCAGAAAGCGAGACCGCAGAACACGUUGGACUCAUGGGUAGAGCCGCCACCGCCUAAUCCUAGACCUAGUUUCGAAGACCAUGGCUUUGAACGUCAGGGGGUCCUCCAGCACAUGGAACCAUUAGGCACGCCGCCAUCUGCGAAAUUGAAAGCAAAACUGCGAGGCGACGCACAGAAGCGGCCAGUGUUCAUGAACGGAUUGCUGUCAAGAGACGACAAUACCCGUGAUUCCCCUGACACUUUGGCAUCAGGCCCUGUUACACGUGAAGCAUCUGCUCGUCCAGAGGAUACGGUCGAAGCGGAUACAGAGAUAGAAGCAUCGGAAGAGCCAGCAGUCACGGAACCAGUGGACGAGGUAGUGGAUAAAACAGUGCAGGCCGCCAAAAAUACGGAACAUCCCCAGCCACUUUUAUCUCGGUUCAACAAUUUUGGAAAAAUUGUGGACCGUGCUUGUGAAGAAGCCCGCGACAACAGUGACGUUCGCACGAAUGUAGCCUUACAAAAGAUGUACGAGAACAGUGCACACGAUUCUCGCCUGAUCAAAGCCCUCGACGGUAUCCUUGCGAGGUCGGCCACCCCGGCGCAGACUGCAUAUUUCAAGCGAACUGUUAGGAAACUCAAGCAACAAGCCAAAGCUCGUGAAUCACCACCAAAGAAACGACUAAGACUUUCUCUCAAGAUGUCGAAAGAGCCGGCCCCAACCCCGGCCUUCUCACCUCCCAAGGUCACUCCCCAAAUUGAGCCAACACGCACACCCCGAACGACGCGCGCUUUGAACAUGUCCUCAUCGGUUGUACCAUCAUCACCAGCAUCUGUCAAAGCUUCGGCCUCGAAGGUUACCCGCACCCUCGCAGUCAAUGACUCAGACUCGGAUCUUAGUGAUGUCGACGAAACCAUUGCACAAGGUCCUCCGCCGGACGCAGUGGCAACGAACGGCACCAUCGCUAGUACUGAAGCAACAACACGACCGAAAAGAAUGGCUGCCCCCAAAGGAGCUCUGCUUGGACGACAUCCACCUGUUAGUAAGACUCGAGCAGGCAAACGUGUAACCGACGACGGUGACCUUUCCGAGGCGACUGAGACAGAAGAUCACGCGGAGAUUGACGCUAUCUAUGCCAGAAGGAAAGAGCGUCUGCGAGCGUUCGACGACGUGAAGUUCUCCGAGAGCUCAUACCGUCUCGAUCCAAAGUACAGACCUCGAACUCCACUCUCGAACUCACUACCGCCUCGUUCCAACGGCCUUGUCAACGGACAGCAGGCCAGUAAUAAAACCAAGGCCAGCGACGACGACGAUGAUGACCUGUCUACGGUUGAUUAUUCUUCGCCUCCCAGCAAGCACUUCCCACGUCUCGGGGCACCGACCCGCAAGAAAGGAUUGCGAACUAUGAUAUCCUCGCCGAACAAGAACAAAACCAAGGCGGUGGCUGGCCAGGCGCCGAUGACUAGGAGUGGCGGCAUUGAGGGCCCCAGCGCUGACGGUGAUUUGUCUGAUGACGAGGAGGUAUGUGCUGCUUGCGGAGGAAUUGGUCUCCUGAUUUCUUGCGACAAAUGCACUGAGUGGUUUCACUUCACGUGCGCCGAGCCACCUGUUGAGGAAAAGGAUCUGGAAGGAGACGAAAACUGGUGGUGUUCACAUUGUGUUAUGUACGAAGUCCGGCCACCAGGUGCUGAUGAGCCCCGAGAAGGCCUCUUCGCGAGGCUCAUAGACCAGAUGGAGUGGAGCAAGCCUAUGACGUUCUCUCUUCCAGAACGUAUUCGCGAAUUCUUCGAAGAUGUCAAAACUGGGCCCGAUGGGGAAUAUGAGGAAGAAGGCGUGUGGAUACGAGCCAAAAAUCGCCAUGGUUAUAUCGAGUCUGAGGACUUGACCAAGUUGAAAGACAAAAGUGGCGUCAUCUUGUGCGCUCAGUGCGGCAAAUCAUCUCUUGACGGUCGUCCGAUGCUGCAGUGUCAGGUCUGCCAAGAGCACUGGCACAUGGAUUGCUGUGAUCCUCCGUUGGCGGUACCGCCCUCGGUAAAUCACGAAUGGACCAAGCGACAAGCUUUCAAAUGCCCUCGCCAUGUCAACCGUGAUCUCAAGGCCAUUGAGCCGAAGUCAGAACACGUGAUUGAUCCCGACAGUAUCCCAAUCAAUGGGCGACGGACGCACCGCCUCCGAAAACCCAAGAAUCCAGUUUAUGUCGAUCCUGCCCUUCGACGUGGCUAUCGCAACAACGGUGUCAUCGAGGUCGUCGACGACUCGAGCGACGAUAGUGAAUUUUACGACGAGCCUAGUGGAGAGGAGGAGGGUCAAGUCCUCAGGCUACCCGUAUAUGGGAUCAAGCUUGACUUUAUCCACGCCGCGAAAUUAUCCCGCGAGAAACGGCAGAAACUGAUGCAGCCUCCCACAAUAACAACAACACCUAGCGCUCGUCCACCACACACUACUUUCACAACACCUUUCGCGGGUCAUACUAUGGUAGAGCAGCAAACCGCCUUGAACCUAAUCCAGCUUGCCCAGAAAGAAGACGCUGCCGGUCUUACUAGCGUUGACGUCGAUUCACUCAUUAUGGCCUUGCUUGCUGAGGCGCCGGAGCAGGUCGUUGCGCAAUUGACACGUGCACAGUCCAAUCUUACCAAUGGUACAGCUAGUGCCUUCGAUAAACUUACGUUCCUUACCAGACUCGAAGAGGUCAUCAAGCAAGCAAAGGAACAGCUAUCCGCCCAGGUGAAAUCUGUCGUCUAA
Pseudovirgaria hyperparasitica is the source of this 2850-nucleotide messenger RNA. RefSeq lists its product as uncharacterized. The coding region runs from base 1 to 2850 and encodes 949 amino acids. The transcript has 5 exons. Gene Ontology annotation, cellular component: Rpd3S complex. Lineage: Eukaryota; Fungi; Ascomycota; Dothideomycetes; Acrospermales; Acrospermaceae. The record is from RefSeq and is a predicted model, not a curated record. Gene Ontology annotation, biological process: regulation of transcription by RNA polymerase II.